Aureobasidium musti is the source of this 2684-nucleotide messenger RNA. Lineage: Eukaryota; Fungi; Ascomycota; Dothideomycetes; Dothideales; Saccotheciaceae. The record is from the annotation of a GenBank genome assembly.
UACAUGCGAUCGACAUGCAUCGUCAUGGUUUGCCAUCCACUAUCACUAUGGACAUAAGAGAUACACAAAAGGUCCUCUUGCCUGGUCCACCAAUUCCAGCCUCUCAGAAAUCGAAUGUGCCCAACUUCUCGAGGAUCUUGACAAUACGCGCUCACGGCUCAGAUUCACCCGUCAAGAAACGAAAGAAGCCCGAGCAAGCAGUCAUGAGGAACCCUUCCAAACUGUCAACUGUGCAGAGAUGGGAUGCCCAAUCCCACAAGUCCGCCGACUGGGAUGGUCUUCGACGGCUUUGGCAACAGGAUGGCGACUGCCUUGUUCAUCUUUACGGCCAAGGAAAAUCAAAGAGAGGUGCCUCUUUUAAAACGUCAUGUGCUUUAGUCGAGGCGACAGCAGGUGCAUCGUUCCUCAACAGAUAUAUGGCAUCGGACUCGACUUCGUGUAAUGAGAGUCUUGAUGGCACAACAUCAAGCACAUCGUCAACGCAUGCAGAGUACGAAUUGCACAUUCCAGCUCCCGACGACGCACUCCGAGAAGAGGCUUACCGCUGGCAUAUCACAACACGAAAUUUCUUUGCAUACAUUACGAAUAAACCGCUGGUCGGAUCGAAAUUGGGAAGAACUUUUAUCGACCUUUUCGAACGCAUGGACCUAUUCUGUUCUGAUAAAACCAGUAACCUCCAGGACUUCUUGUCAUACGCUCGUGAACAAGGCUAUUCGAAAUUCAUCAACCGGCCGGACUAUGCACUGGCUUUCCUCAAUUUUGCUGAGAAGUUCAGGCUAAAGGAUCUCUGGAUUGAUGCUUUCGCUCAUUGUGUUGGCAUGAACGAGCAACUUGAUCUGAGUGUGGAAUUCAACGACGUGAGUAAAGUAACUAAAGCUCUGAUCACACGAUCUUACCUGGAGAUGGAUUUGCACUUGGGCCGAGUAAGCAAAGCUCUACGAAACUUCUUGGAAGAUGAGCUUGCCCCUACACAUUUAGGACUACCGGCCCCUGCCCGAAAUCACCUGGAUCGCUUCCGCUCUNUUUUGCACUCAUUUUAUGUCAACAAGUUUGGAUACUGGCCGCCAGAAACCGGUCACAUCAUGGACAAGGGCCUCUUGCGGAGUAUGCACCAAGAGUUCCAGAUGCUAUACAAUUAUUUGGUAGACGGCGAGUCUUCUCCAACCAAAUUACUUACUGGCGGCAUUUGUGUGGUGCAGAACGUCAAUGCCUUCAAUACCCGUCACAAAUACGAGCCAUUGCCUCAUUCUUGCCCUCUGCUACCUGACUACCACAGCCUCGAAUACAGAACGUCAUCGCAGAAGGGUCUUCGAUCAUUGAGAUUGACUUCAAAGCCCAGCAAGGUGGAUCAAAGUGUGACAGCACGAGCUGCUCUUUCUACGGCGACAAACAAAAUACCAGCUAGCUCAGCGCUCGUUCGGAAUUACAUAUACUUCGAGAGUGAGCUGACCUUCAGGCCAGAAGAGAAGUUAUCAAUCGGUGACGCGCGAAAGGUUCGAUGGCUUGCCAUCUACACCAUCUUGCAAAUGCUCACCAACGCGAUACGGGCUCCCAAGGAGGUGGUAGAGGCAGAUGCUGUGCCAUAUCACCUUUGCUUGUUGACAACAGGCAUGCCACCAUGGACUGACGAGUUGGACGCUCCCGCUUCCUUGUCUUUGCAGGCGGCACCAAUCAAGACUGAAGGAGAAAACAGCGAUGAGCCUGCGUUUACGAUUCAUCCUGACUGUGAGGACAACGACUACUUUUCUCACAAGAUGAUGCCAAAACGAUGUGAUUCGCACUCUUCUCUUCGACCUCAACCGCUACGAAUCAAUACAUCAGGUGCAGUGAACCGUACUGGUUCAAUCAGAAGUCUGCACAGAAGUUUAACGUCCAACUUUUCCUUCCCAACACGACGCGCCUCGGUCAGAUCUUCUUUCGUGUCAAACAAUACUCAGAGCAAUUCUACCGAUCAGACUGGCUCCUCUAUUGCUGCCGAGUCGCCCGGGAGCAAACGCUUCUCCGGUUACUCAUUCGCUAUAAGCGAAGAAGAAUCUCUUGGCUAUCUCAAUCCCCACCAGCCGCAGUCUACAACGACUACGCAAUUCUACAAUCUGCCUGAAGCUCGCACACCCACCCUUGAUACCUUUAUGCUGGACACUCUCGCAUCACCGGAAGGGCCCUCGACACCCUCAAGCUUUACAUCUUCAACCAUGUCGCCAGCUUCAGCGUCAAGCAACAUGUGGGAUAGCAGUCCUCACAGCGUAACUAGUGACGACUUGGACUCUCAAAGCUGGUACGAUCGCCACAGCAGUGCGGGAGUCUACAACAUGGACCACGAAAGCGUCUGCAGUGACACUCAGCGCAAGUCCAGUGGCUCCAGCUGCAGCUGCUCUGGUGCCAACAGCCCUGCGCCCAAUCUUUCGACCUUGACUGCUUCUUCUGCAGCAGCUGCGACUGCAAAGUUGCUCAGCUCUCAUGCAGGCCUGGCUUUGCAACAUCAGAUCCAACAGCAGGCUGUACAGAUGCCUGCUUGGUGGGGUGUCGCAGGCGACAGAACCCCCACGCGCUCAUUCGGAGUAUCUGUACCUGAAGAUGUUCCCGAAGACGGUGUCAUGGCGUUCAGACCAUACAGCCAAGAGUUCGUUGUAGAGAGAGGAGUGGAGAGCACAGUCGAUAUUUUCGACGCCAUGAGCAUGUUGAAC